AUGCCGGGCACCUCCAGCCAGAUUCCGCCAUCCGAGCCAGUUGCUUCAGGACUGGACUCCGAGACUUUGCAGACCUUGUGGGCUCAGACGUACGAACACCAAACCCAAAUCAGCUCCAUCCAGGAUACACUUGCCCAAAUCGAAGGACUCCUCUUAACACCCUGUCCGACUACUCCGAAAACGACUCCGGACUCCGAGCUGAGGGGCACCGAAGCCUCCCAGCACGCCCCGAGUCGAUCCGAAAACACCCCACGUUCUAGGUACCCAAAAGACUAUGUUAAACUCUGCAAUCAGUUCGGCUUUGUGGUUUACAAUGCUGGAAACUUCAGCCAAGCAUUUGGUGCUUCCAACAAGCUUACCCAGGCUGAACAAGAAACUGUUCAGCAUGACAUACAGUUCAGUCUUUGUUUGGUUUUGUGGAAUGGUGUCAUGGUCAAAAGCACUGGUCUCCAGCAGGUGUCUGGCCGCAGAUAUCAGAAUCUGCCAAGCGUUGAAAAUAGCGCCUCCUCCAAUCUCAAGAUCCGUACAAGAAUUGAUCACCAGAAAAUCCUAUAUGAUCAAAUGAAGGAGUAUCAUGCAUUGGGACAGGCGAAAGACUUUGAGUUCAUGCGAGGCCUACAUGCCCCGUUUGCAAAAGAGCAGAUGGCUACCGCUACUGAGUACCAACUGUUGAACGCUUUGGGACGACCAGACACCUCUAGCUUUGCCACUUAUGGAUACGGCGCCGGCCAGCACAUUGAUAAAGACGAGUCGGUGACCUUUGGCUAUGUCACCAAGAGGUCUCCCAAGGUUCCUCGCAGCGAGUCUAACUUUGUUUGGGGAGAUCACAAAUUGAUUGUUGAGCUUGCAGAGGGUGCACGCUGGAUUUGGAGGGCAUCCCGAGACCGGCAUGGAUCCACAGCCAAUAGCGUGGCACUCUCCAAUCCUAACAACUGGAGGACCAUGUGCGAGAAGGAUCCUGAAGCCUGUCAGUGGACAAGAGUAUCCACAAUUCCAAGACGCGUGGCCAUGGCGAGGUAG
Messenger RNA from Pleurotus ostreatus (oyster mushroom), 1020 nucleotides. RefSeq lists its product as uncharacterized. The record is from RefSeq and is a predicted model, not a curated record. The transcript is spliced from 6 exons. The coding region runs from base 1 to 1020 and encodes 339 amino acids. NCBI's taxonomy places the organism in Eukaryota, Fungi, Basidiomycota, Agaricomycetes, Agaricales, Pleurotaceae.